Molecule: messenger RNA, 1146 nt
Organism: Penicillium diatomitis
Lineage: Eukaryota; Fungi; Ascomycota; Eurotiomycetes; Eurotiales; Aspergillaceae
Product: NADP-dependent oxidoreductase
Exons: 5
Coding region: 1-1146 (381 amino acids)
Cellular component (GO): mitochondrion
Molecular function (GO): oxidoreductase activity
Source: RefSeq, a predicted model, not a curated record
AUGCUAUCCAUCCAGAUCUCAGAUUACGCCACCCCUGAAAAGUACGAGGUGGGCGAACUGGCUGCACCGGUCGUGGAAAGCCCCCAAGACGUGAUUAUCAAAGUUCACGCGGCAAGCGUGAAUCCAAUUGAUGUCAAAAAGGCAGCGGGCGCGUCCAAAGUCGUGUUGAAGGAUACCUUUCCGUAUAAAAUUGGCUACGACUGUGCCGGGACCGUGGUCGAAGUUGGAUCUCAGGUCUCCCGAGUCAAAGUCGGCGAUGAGGUAUAUACGCGACUUCCGGAAUGCCAUCGAGGAGCUUGGAGUGAGCUGGCAAAGACGACGGAGGAUUUCGUCGCCUUGAAGCCAACCUCGUUGUCCAUGGAGGACGCAGCAUCGAUUCCUCUGGCGGCCAUGACUGCCUUGCAAGCUCUUCGCAGAUACCCAGGAGAUCUUUCCGGGAAAACCGUGUUUGUUCCAGCUGGACUGAGCGGAACCGGCCUUUUCGCCUGUCAAUUAGCCAAAAACGUCUUCAAGGCGGGCAGAGUGGUCACAACCGUAUCGACCGCUAAAGUCGCUCGUGUGAGCGAGCUUCUCGGCGAUGGCGUUGUAGACGAAAACACACCUGAAUCUGACCGACUCGGACAAACUCCCCCUCGUUUCCGCGGGGUCUUUGUUCUGCUUUUUCUAGUCAUCGAUUACACCAAACAAGAUCCAAAGACCGUCAUCCCUUCCCAGUCAAUCGACUUUCUCUUUGACACCAUGGGCGACUCCAUGAACUAUCUCAUGCUGAUGCGUCCCAAAGGGGCCAUCGUUACAAUCUCCAUCCUCACGUCGGGGGAUGUCCUCCAGAAUUCAGGCCUGAUGCGACGCUCGCCCGAUAAAGAUGACAAGGCGAUUGUGCCGUUUCCCGUUCGUGUCACAUUGAACCUAUUAGAUCGGAUUCGGACCUUCCGUGCCUCGCGCUACGGGGUCGAGUAUUCAGCGAUUUUUCUCGAACCAAACGCCCAAGAUCUGGAUUCGCUUCGUGAAUGGAUUGAUGCUGGAAAAUUGCGCACAGUCGUGGGCAACGUUGUGUCUGUGAAGGAUGCCGAGGCUGUGCGGAAAGCGUGUCAAGUGGUGUAUGAUUCCAAGGGAGGCGUGGGGAAAUCGGUCAUAGUUUUUGUAUAG